GUUUUUCCCGCGUAAAUUUGAAAAAAGCCCUAGAGUGGAAGAAUGAGGGUCACAGCAGCGAUGGAUUCUUCGCCCGAAGCGCUGCUCGUCCGGAUCUUCAACGAGUGCCAGCAGGCGCACGCAUCGCAUCGGCGGCAUCUCAAGGAUCUUGUCAAAUCCAGGCGCCAGCAAGACCAGCAAGAGUUCGCAGGGCUUUUCAAGAGGUUUGUGACCCCGAUCUUCGAUGUCAUGAAGAAGGAGCCAGCAGUAGAGCGGAUUGUCAAGUUUGUGGCCAGCGUAGUCUCGUUUAGGGACGAGAAUGCGGCGGAGUGUGAUGCGUUUCUGGAGGAUUUCGUAGACUUCCUUCUCUCUGCGGUUGAUUCUUCCAACAAGAGCGUCCGAUAUCGUAGCUGCCAAAUUCUUUCUGAGGUGAUCAUGAUGUUGGGAGAGGACACUGAAGUAAAUGCGGAGCUCUGGGAUGAGAUGACUGCUGCCAUGGAACGAAGAAUCCAGGAUAAAAUUGCCGGCAUCAGAGUUUUUGCUGCUCGUUCUCUGGGUCGUUUAUUUUCCGAUGACAAAGACAAUUCGCAGUACCGACUUUCCUUACAAUUUGAUCCUAGUCCCGACGUGAGAAAAGCAGCUCUCUUGGCCAUUCCGGUCUUAAAUGCAACGAUCUCGGAUAUUGUUAGCAGAACGGGCGAUGUGAGCGCAGCGGUUCGGAAAGCAGCGUGUUCAGUCAUAAGAGACAUUCCCAUACAGAGUCUGAGUAUUCGCCAGCGGGCGCUUGUGCUUCAGCGUGGACUGCUGGACAGGGAGUCCACAGUGCAAGUCGAGUGUAGGAGCUUGUUGAAAGAUGGAUGGCUCACGAGAGAUUGCCAGAAGGAUCCCUUGAUCCUUCUUAAGCUCCUUGACGUUGAAACAAAUGAGAAAGCGGGAGAGCUUGUGAUGCAACAACUUUUGACAGAAGACUGCAUGGUGGUGGACAACAGUAAAAGCCUUAGAGACUACUUAGAUCAUGAUGGCACCAAUGAAGGAAAGAUUCGGUUCAUGGAACCUGAAGAAGCGCUGUAUUGGAGAACGCUAUGUGCACACCUACACACGGAGGCUCAGGCGAAGAGCUCGGACGCGGCAAAAUCUCGAGGGGCUCAAGCUGACGUUCUUGAAGCCGUUGCGGCUGAUAAAGCUCAGUUGCUGGACUCGAUACUACCGGCAACGGUUGCAGAAUUUGUUACGCUGGUCGAGGCACAUCAUACCGCAGGAUCAAGUCAAUCGUUUGUGUCUCGCCAACUCCUCCUGCUAGCCAACGUGCUUGACUUUUCGGACAUGGCAAGCAGAAAAUGCGCCGCGGCUUCGAUAAAUAAUUUUCUUUACCAGUGGACAAGUCCUGAUCGCGGUCCCGAAAUGACUGGAGAUGGAAUCUAUCUGGGAGGGGGGAAGGAAUGGUCCGACGCAUUUGUGCAGCUUGCCAAGAAAGUUCAUGCAACCCCAGAUGCUUUUGAGGAGGCGAUGGCUCAAGUUGCACUGGACUUGGGAAAAGUUUGCAGAGAAGGAGGGGCCGGUGCUCUUCAAUGGCUUCAAUGUUUGGCAACAACCGGCAUUUUACUGGAAAACCUGAGAUCAAUACGCCAGUUCCCUGCUCAUGUAAUGGAAACACAAGAGAUGGUUGACGGAUUACUCAUCCCUGCGGCCAACCACUUGGUGGCGGACGUUCGACGAGCAGGCGUCAGAUGCUUGUCCCUGUACUGUUUGUCCGAAGAGCAUCCAAGCGUGCGGGUUAUCCGCCAACUUGAAGAAGCUCUUGUCAAGAGUUCUGGUGCUGAGAAGAUCAUGGCCAUCAAAGGCAUGUUCGACCUUUUGAUGUCCCAUGGUGCUGGGUUAAUGGACAGUCAGCGGGCAUCUCAUUCUCCUGGGCAGAUGCAGCUGCCUCUUCUGCAGCUGCUAGCAGAUAUUCUGAGCGACCAACACGAUAUUUAUGUUCAGGAGGACAUAGGGGAAACAGAGUCCGCAAGAAGUGUUGCAGCCGAAGGUUUUGCAAAGUUGCUAUUGCAUAGUAAGCGAUUUCCGGAGCUGGGCCUUGUCCGGAGCAGGGUUCUAUGUGACUUAUUUCGCAUGUACUUCGACGAAGACACGAAAAGCAUCCCGAGGUUGGGACAAUGUCUUUCUGUUUUCUUUCACAACUACGCGUCGGCUACACCAGAACAUAAGCGGUGCAUCGCUGAGGUUUUCGUCCCUGUGUUGCGUAAAGAAUGGCCUGGUCUUACUGGAAGUGCAUGCAACUCACAUAUCGCCGCGAUCAGGAAAAAAAAUGCGUCUCAAUUGUCGCGGUUUAUGCUUGAGCUCCUGAAGCACCCAUUGUUCUCGCACCAAAACCCCGAUGAGUCCGCUGACUUCGCAAUCCUUGCAAUCGAUCUAGCUCGUGAGAUAAUGCGGUUUUCAUCGAGAAAAACACUAGCUGUUAAAGCUUACAAGUCCGUGCUUUGCAAGGUUCUCGUUUCAUUAAAGUUUCUGCCGUCACGACAGAAAGAGAUCAAGGUUAUGAGACCGCUCCUUUCUCUGGUCAUCGAUGAGAUGGCGGGAGAGAAGCUUCUGCUCAAGGAACUCAGGGCAAUGGCUGCAGAGCUCAAGAGCUUGGACUCGACUAAGGAUGAAACUAUUGGAAACGACGAGCUAGAGACUCUCCUAGCUUCGUUGGGAUUCCUUGCCGAAGACGCUCCGCCAGAAGCAGCUAAAACACCAGCUGGGCGAAAGCCCAAGGCACGAGCUCCGUCAGGUGUUUCUUCCGAUUCUUCCGAGAGUGGCGUCCAGACGCCACCAAAAGCCACCGCCAGCGUCGCUCGGUCGCAGCGGAAUUGCAAGACAGUGGCGAUGGAGCGAAUGCAAUCGAUCCGAGCGACCGCCAAGAGCAAGAUGAUCGAUUUCGAGUCGGAAGAGAGCGAGACAACGUCAGAGGAAGAACUUGAGUCUCCUAUAUAAGUUUGUAAGAAAGAUCCAGAGUUUAGGGUUUUUCGAAGAUCAAAAAAAUGGAGGGAUCUGGAGCU
Selaginella moellendorffii is the source of this 3017-nucleotide messenger RNA. Its product is annotated as condensin complex subunit 3. Gene Ontology annotation, cellular component: condensin complex; condensed chromosome. Lineage: Eukaryota; Viridiplantae; Streptophyta; Lycopodiopsida; Selaginellales; Selaginellaceae. The transcript is spliced from 14 exons. Bases 43 to 2952 code for a protein of 969 amino acids. Gene Ontology annotation, biological process: mitotic chromosome condensation. The record is from RefSeq and is a predicted model, not a curated record.